This is a messenger RNA of Laccaria bicolor S238N-H82, 519 nucleotides long. Its product is annotated as mitochondrial 54S ribosomal protein YmL47. Gene Ontology annotation, cellular component: mitochondrial large ribosomal subunit; ribosome. The transcript has 4 exons. Gene Ontology annotation, molecular function: rRNA binding; structural constituent of ribosome. The record is from RefSeq and is a predicted model, not a curated record. The annotation marks the transcript as partial. Gene Ontology annotation, biological process: mitochondrial translation. NCBI's taxonomy places the organism in Eukaryota, Fungi, Basidiomycota, Agaricomycetes, Agaricales, Hydnangiaceae.
ACUGGACUGCAGCAAACUGCUCUUUCACCAUUGAGCCUUUUCAUCCGGCAGCGCAGUCAGCUCGCUCCCAAGUCGGUUCAGCACAUUAAACGACACAAGGGCCGUAUACCUAUUCCCAUCGGGGGUUCAACGAAGGGUACAACGUUGGCUUAUGGCGAGUGGGGAAUCAGGAUAAAGGGGAACGGGGCUCGUCUUAGCGCUAAACAGCUUACAACCGCGCAGGAGGUCAUCAUGAAAAAGUUGAGGGUGAUGAAGGGGGCCAAAGUCUACCUGAGGGUGUUCCCGGACAUUCCGGUUUGCAUCAAGGGUAACGAGACGCGUAUGGGAAAAGGAAAGGGAACUUUUGAAUUUUGGGCGACUCGCGUACCCACGGGACGCGUUAUAUUCGAGAUAGGAGGGAUUCCUAUUCGCGAAGAACUUGCUAGGGAGAUUCUGCGGCUAGCAUCGUCCAAGCUCCCAACGAAAAUGGAGUUCAUCAAUCGUUCUAGUCCACCACGACUAGGCAAUCUCCUUCUUCAU